This is a messenger RNA of Oncorhynchus nerka (sockeye salmon), 3593 nucleotides long. Its product is annotated as rho guanine nucleotide exchange factor 25-like. The record is from RefSeq and is a predicted model, not a curated record. The transcript has 16 exons. Gene Ontology annotation, molecular function: guanyl-nucleotide exchange factor activity. Gene Ontology annotation, biological process: axon guidance. NCBI's taxonomy places the organism in Eukaryota, Metazoa, Chordata, Actinopteri, Salmoniformes, Salmonidae. Gene Ontology annotation, cellular component: extrinsic component of membrane; plasma membrane; cytoplasm. The coding region runs from base 325 to 2328 and encodes 667 amino acids.
CCCUCUCUCUCACAUACAGAAUGUUAGCCCACUAUCUAACCACAGAGAGAGCUCAGUGAGUCGUGGAAAGCAUAUUGUUUCUCCACGUCUCUCUCUCUCCCUCCCUCUUUCACUUUUACACAUCUCGUCUUUGGAUAUCCUCCUCCUGCUUUGUGACUUAACAGAGAGUGGAACAAGCUUUCUUUCCUAUUGUCAGAUUUUUUUUUAAUACUGAUCUCUUCUGGGGAUUACCACAGGAAUGCGUUUGUGUAUUUGUGGGUGAGUGUGUGUGUCCUGUGCCAUGCCCGUCCCUGGACUUUUCGGGACAAGCGGUAGUGAAUCAGCAUGAAGGGGGGUCACCAUCAGCGGGGGUGCGGAUGUCAACACUUGUUCCGAAAAGUGCUGGCCAUGUGUGGCUGCUGCUAUGCCCGUGUCCGAGAGUCAUACUCGGCGGCGGGCAGUGAGGGCAGCAUUACCCCAUCCGUAGGCUCCAUAGCCCCCCAGGCCUCGGGCAGCUCCAGACCCUGCUCUCCCUCCUCCCCAGGAGGAUCGCGGCACUCUGUCAGUGCCCUGAAGAAAUGGCUCACCAUGCCCGUCUGCAAGCUGAGUGUGGGAGGAGGGGAUGGGAAGGGAGUCAGGCAGGUCCACAGGCUGGAUGGGAAGCAACCCUCUACCCAUCUAGCUCUCGGCCAGGCCCUAGGAAGGCCUCUGGAGCAGGGGGAGAACUACACCAUCCUCCCCUGCACUGAUGGAGACCUGGGGUGGAAUGAUGGUCUGGUGAGUCCAGCAGCGUACUCUCCAGCACCCACCCUCUGCCAUAGCUACCUAUCUGACCUGCUGCAGAACAGGGACACACAUAGUCUGAACCAUCAAUCUUCCACCAUUCUCUUGGAAGAAGAAGAUGGCUCCUCCCUGAUUGAUGACUCAACCAGCCAAUGGUCAGCCACAAUGGACAGUGAAGAGGACAGGAGGAGUGCCUUAGAGAAGAGCAUAUAUGUGCUGACAGAGCUGAUAGAGACAGAGAAGAUGUAUGUUGACGACCUGGGAUUCAUAGUGGAGGGCUACAUGGCCAGCAUGGCCAGUCAGGGGAUCCCAGAAGACAUGAAGGGCAAAGACAAGAUAGUGUUCGGGAACAUUCACCAGAUCUAUGACUGGCAUAAAGACUAUCUUCUGGGGGAGCUGGAGAAGUGUGUGGCUGAGCCCAACAGACUGGCCCAACUCUUCAUCAAGCAUGAGCGGCGUCUCCACAUGUACGUAGUGUACUGUCAGAACAAGCCCAAGUCAGAGCACAUUGUCUCAGAGUAUAUCGAGACCUAUUUUGAGGAGCUGAGGCAGCAGCUGGGCCACAGACUACAACUCAACGACCUGCUUAUCAAACCAGUACAGAGGAUCAUGAAAUACCAACUACUGCUCAAGGACUUCCUGAAGUACUACACCAAAGCAGGAAGGGAUACCUCAGAGCUGGAGAGAGCGGUGGAGGUGAUGUGUUUCGUGCCCAAGCGAUGUAAUGAUAUGAUGAACGUGGGCAGACUGCAGGGCUUUGAGGGGAAGAUCACAGCCCAGGGGAAACUGCUCCAGCAGGACACCUUUACAGUUAGUGAGCAGGACAGCAGCUUCCUGUCCCGUGCCAAAGAGAGGCGGGUCUUCCUGUUCGAACAGCUGGUCAUUAUCAGUGAACCAAUCGAUAGGAAGAAGGGCUUCUCUCUGCCAGGGUACACCUUUAAAAACAGCAUCAAGCUCAGUUGUCUGGGUGUGGAGGACCACUGUGAGGAGGACCCAUGUCGUCUGGUCCUGACGUCCCGCGGGCCUGAUGGGAGCGUGGCACGCUUCGUUCUGCAGGCCUCGUCCCAGGAGACUCGGAGGGCCUGGGUCAACGACGUUGUCCAGAUCCUGGAGACCCAGAGGAACUUCCUCAACGCUCUCCAGUCUCCUAUAGAGUACCAGCGGAGGGAGAGUAAGUCCAACAGCCUGAGAGGAGCCAUGAAUGCUCCCGUUGCACCGACGUCUGGCCUGCGACCCCACUCCUCUGCCUCCAUUGACCGCCACCGGCUACCCAACCUGCGUUCUUACAAUACCUCUCUGCCCUCCCUCCACCUGCCCAGCCAGCCCCCUGCAGACACACAGUCCCCGCUGUAUCUUAGCCCUGCGACACCCUGUCCCUCCCAUCUCCCUCUGACCAGCCCUCAACAGCUCAGCAAUGGCCUGCACCCCCCUGCCCAGCACAGCUUGCAGGGGGGUACUGACAGAUACCAUGGACCCAUGCCGGGGGAGGGAGGAGAUUAUGCACCAAAUCACUCUGGCAACAAUGAUCAGCUGACAGAUCUCUCUCUGCAUGAGCAUGAGUGCUGAUGAUGUGUGAUGACCUUUGGCCUCACAUACUGAAUGAGGGGGUGUAUGGUGAAGCUGCCCCUAGAUGCUGAUAUUAGUUUAGUUUUGCAUUAUCCCCAGUAAUGGCUAAGGUUCGGUUUGGGCGAUGGGGAAGCUGAUCCUAGAUCUGUGCCUAGAGGAGACUUCACCCUGGAGUUAAUGAGGGGCAGGCUGAGAGACCCCUGGCUAGCCUGGUUCUACUCCACAGAGGACAGGCAGGGGGCCUGGGGCGGGAUCACUCCUUGUGAUUACCCUAAUAUUGCUAUAUUACUAUUACUAUGGUAUCUCUAGCUUGUAAUAAGGAUUAUUUUGUGUGUAUUUCUGUCAUUAUAUUAUAUUUUCUACUAUUUUGAAACCUCUACUUACUAUUGUGAUGUCAGAAGUGAAGCAGAAUUGCAGCCCUCUAUGGUGUUUCUGUGAGAGAAAUGGAAAAGUAACCAGUGGUCUCUGAUGUUGACAGUGUGUUUGUGUGCGCAUGUUGGUAUGUAUGUGUGACUGGUACAUUGCAUCUGUGAUGCGAUGGUAGCUGUUCACAUUGUAAAUGGUUUCUACAGUACAGUACCCCUAAGUUUGUCAAGAGUUUAUACAUGAUUGAACUUCAUAUGGUGACAUUUUUAACACAAUUUGGUUUCAUAAAGAAAUGAUAGACAUUUGGGACCGCUUCUUAAGUCGCCAACUCUUUACUGUUGCUUUAAUCUUAAACAGGCGAACCAUAUUACCAUUAUGCUACUGCUACGUGUGACAGCUUCUAUCACUUUGUACAAGAAGGGAAGCAAAGACUAGUGGGCGAUAAUGGCAUGUCUAUUCUCUGUCUCUCUUUUUAUAUAGCUUACCAGUACGCUCCUAUCCUGAAUUCAUCCUCAUCACUAUGUCAUGAAGCAGCCUUUGGGUCAAGAGUGUUGACAUACAGCAAUGACAUUGUGGUCCUUGUACAGUUUUGAAAUUGAUUGUGGGACGGAAUCUGUCUAGGAGUUGAGCAGCUGCAGUCAUGAUUGUCUACUCUAUGCAUACCGAGCAGCACAGUAAUAAUUGAUACGUUUUCCUUCAUUUUAGCGGCUACUUUAACACUGCCAUUGUUCCAACGUUAUCUGAAGAACACACACGGAAACUCACACAAAGCCCACUCAUAGCUGAAGGAGAGAGAGGAAAAGGGAACCAAGUUCAAGGGGUCGUUCAUCUGUCAAUGUCAUUAUGAAUGUAAAUAAUAUUCUGUGGGACCAUAUCAAUAAAAACAAAAUGCAACACUG